UCAUUCAGAGUGGUUGUGGCGAAAUCAAUGACAAUUUAAUGGCGCCUCUGAUCAUGACUAAUACCUGCAAGACUGCUUCAGCGAGCCAGCUUACUGCAGUCAUCCCAUGCUUCCCUUAUGCCCAGCAGGAUAAGUAAGACAAGAGUCAGGUGACAUUCUCAGCCAAGCUUGCUGCAAACGUGCUAUCUGUAGCAGACGCAGAUCAUAUUAUCACCAUGGACCUACAUGUUUCUCAAAUUCAGGGCUUUUUUGAUAACCCAGUGGACUAUUUGUAUGCAGAGCCAGGUGUCCUGAAGUGGAUAAGGGAGAAGAUCUCUGAGCAGAAGAACUGCACUAUUGUUCCAUCUGAUGCUGGUGGAGCUAAGAGAGUGACCUCCAUUGCAGACAGGAUGAAUGUGGACUUUGCCUUGAUUCACAACGAAGGCCAAUGAAGUGGACCGCAUGGUUCUUGUGGGAGAUGUGAAGGAUCUGGUGGCCAUCCUUGUGGAUGACAUGGUUGACACUUGUGGCACAAUCUGCCAUGCAGCUGACAAACUUCUCUCUGCUGGAGUCACCAGAGCUUAUGCUAUCUUGACUCACAGAAUCUUCUCUGGUCCAGCUAUUUCUCACAUCAACAACGCAUACUUUCAAGCAGUAGUAGUCACCAAUAACAAACCCCAGGAGGACAAGAUGAAGCACUGCUCCAAAAUACAGGUGAUCAACAUCUCUAUGAUCCUUGCAGAAGCCAUCAGGAAAAUUCACAAUGAAGAAUCCGUUUCUUACCUAUUCAGUCAUGUCCCUUUAUAAUACAGUAACUUCUGAGGUUUUUUAAGAAUAAAAUCCA
Molecule: messenger RNA, 823 nt
Organism: Symphalangus syndactylus (siamang)
Lineage: Eukaryota; Metazoa; Chordata; Mammalia; Primates; Hylobatidae
Product: ribose-phosphate pyrophosphokinase 1-like
Biological process (GO): 5-phosphoribose 1-diphosphate biosynthetic process; purine nucleotide biosynthetic process
Cellular component (GO): ribose phosphate diphosphokinase complex; cytoplasm
Molecular function (GO): ribose phosphate diphosphokinase activity; magnesium ion binding; ATP binding
Source: RefSeq, a predicted model, not a curated record